Coniophora puteana RWD-64-598 SS2 is the source of this 1347-nucleotide messenger RNA. RefSeq lists its product as uncharacterized. The transcript has 12 exons. Lineage: Eukaryota; Fungi; Basidiomycota; Agaricomycetes; Boletales; Coniophoraceae. The record is from RefSeq and is a predicted model, not a curated record. Bases 96 to 1205 code for a protein of 369 amino acids.
AUGUAGCAUAGGCAGUCCCUCCUUUCGUCCCUCUUCCUUCUCUUUCCUCCGUCUGAACCUCUCUUGUCACUUCGUUUUAAUUACUGUAGGGGACGAUGGUUGCUGUGAAGGAGGGAUCUACGCAGUUUGUUCAGUUUUGCAUCCAGUUCUCCAGCCUAGCAUUGCUGUACUAUGAUUACAUCUUAACCUUCCCACUCGAGCUGCAGUACAUGUGGCGGAAGAAAGUGAUGGUGUCGACGGUGCUCUACUGUUUCUGUCGAUAUGCCCUUCUCGCGAACUUGUUCUACCUCUUCGCAAUCGAAAAAGUCGUGCAAAACUGUAAAGGAUGGUAUCAGUUUGAUGGCUAUCUAAGUGUUUGCGGUCGUGGUGCUGUCCUGGGUGUUUUCGCGGCGCGUACAUAUGUUGUCUGUAGCCAAAGCAAGCCCGUUCUCGCGAUCAUGGGCUUUUUGUGGAUAUCCGUUGUCGCACUAGACUUUUGGCAUACUACCGGAGACAAAUGCUCAGGAGCGACAGAUCCAGACAUGACUAUCGCCAAUACUGCUUUAUCAAUCAGUAUUUGCGUGUUCGAGUCUAUCGGUACAGUCAUCACAGCCAUACGCUGCGUUCAAGCACGACGGGAGGUUUUGAAGAGUAAAAAAUUAUUUCUACAAGAUAGCAAUAUCUUUGUUUUUCUGCUGCGUGAAGGGUUUAUUUACUUCUUUGGCGUCUUCGGGUUUACGCUUGCUGCAGUGGUUUUGAACUUUGCAGCACCCGCCGGCUUCAAGGGAAAACUCAUAAACGCUUUGGUGCUGCCAGUCUCUGGAAUCCUUUCUGCGCGACUCCUACUUUACCUGCGUCAGAACAAACACCAUCGCGAUCUGGCGAUGCGAGGUAGCCAAAAUCGCACACUCACGCGAGCCGAUGGUGAAGAUAUCGGCGCGCUGGAUGCGUUCCAUGCAGCGACAAUGGCAGGCUCGGACUUUACCAGAAGCGUGUUUGUUUCGUCGAAUCCAGAUGCAUACGGGGAAGGCGAGUUCGGUGGAGAUCCCGUCGCUGGCGUGCGCGAGGAGCUGACGGGUGGUGCCAAUGGGGGCAUUGAGGAGCGCAAGGAGUUCAAGGGAUCUUCCCAAGGCAGCUCGUGGGAUGAUGGCGAUCAGCUGAGAAUUUCCGCUGAGCCCCGACAAAGGCAGGACGCAGCGGUGGGUCAGUCAGUCAUACGUCCAUGAGCCCGUGCCUCAGCUCGGCGGCAGCAUUGAACGGUGGAAGGAUUUGUUAUGAAGAGAGGAAAAGCAGCGAUGUAGGCUAACUUCAGUUCACUUUCAAUACUGUAAUAGAUAGGAAGUAGAAGGUAUAUUAAUUCGUGUAUUU